ACUGACAUCUUGUUGAUGAUUGUUGGGACCAUUGCCGCCAUUGGAAAUGGUAUGGGAAUGCCUCUCAUGACAUUAAUAUUUGGCCAAAUGGCAAACGUCUUCGCUGAUAACCUGUACAGUGAAGAUAUUGUCAACCAAGUUUCCAAGAUCAGUCUGAAAUUUGUGUACUUGGCAAUAGGCAUAGGUGUUGCAGCAUUCCUUCAGGUGGUAUGUUGGAUGGUGACAGGGGAAAGACAAGCUGCAAGAAUAAGGGGUUUGUACUUGAAGACUAUUCUAAGACAAGAUAUUGCUUUCUUUGAUAAAGAGACAAACACUGGUGAGGUCAUAGGUAGAAUGUCAGGUGACACAGUCCUUAUUCAAGAUGCCAUGGGUGAGAAGGUUGGGAAAUUUGUGCAGUUAAUUGCAACAUUUGUUGGAGGGUAUGUGAUAUCAUUUGUUAGAGGGUGGCUUCUAACUCUUGUCUUGUUGUCUGCUCUUCCAAUUCUCGCUAUAGCUGGCGCAGCUUUGGCCAUCACGAUAGAAAAGAUGGCAACCAUAGGUCAAAAUGCUUAUGCAAAAGCAGCACACGUAGUUGAACAGACAAUAGGUUCUAUAAGAACAGUUGCAUCCUUCACUGGGGAAAAGAAAGCAGUAUCUAGUUAUGAAAAACGUCUUGAAGAUGCAUACAAAUCAGGAGUUAGUGAAGGCAUAGCAGCUGGAAUGGGUUUUGGUGUUGUUACCUGUGUCAUUUUUUGCGGUUAUGCUUUAGCUGUAUGGUAUGGUUCAAAGAUGAUAAUGGAAAAAGGAUAUAAUGGGGGUAUGGUGAUCAAUGUCAUGGUUGCUGCAUUAAGUGCUUCCAUGUCUCUUGGGGAAGCAAGUCCUUGCUUAAGUGCUUUUGCUUCGGGUAAAGCAGCAGCCUAUAAAAUGUUUCAAACAAUUGAGAGAAAGCCUGAGAUUGAUGCUUAUGAUCCUACUGGAAAAACAUUGGAAGAUAUUCAUGGCGAUAUAGAAUUGAGGGAUGUCUAUUUCAGUUAUCCGGCCAGACCCGAGGAGCUGAUAUUCAACGGAUUCUCUCUGCAUAUUCCGAGUGGCACAACUGCGGCUUUAGUAGGACAAAGUGGAAGUGGGAAGUCCACAGUUAUCAGUUUGAUAGAAAGAUUCUAUGAUCCACAGGCAGGUGAAGUUCUUAUUGAUGGCAUUAACAUUAGAGAAUUUCAGGUUAGAUGGAUCAGAGGAAAAGUUGGCCUUGUCAGCCAGGAGCCAGUGUUGUUUGCAUCUAGCAUCAAGGAUAACAUUGCUUAUGGAAAGGAGGGAGCAACAAUUGAAGAGAUUAAAGUUGCCACUGAACUUGCAAAUGCUGCUAAUUUCAUUGAUAAACUGCCAAAGGGAUUGGAAACAAUGGUUGGUGAGCAUGGAACACAACUAUCUGGUGGACAGAAGCAACGCAUUGCCAUUGCAAGAGCUAUCCUAAAAGAUCCAAGGAUUUUGCUUCUAGAUGAAGCCACAAGUGCACUUGAUGCAGAAUCUGAAAGAAUAGUGCAAGAGGCCCUAGACAGGAUCAUGAUCAACAGAACUACUGUUAUUGUAGCUCAUCGCCUAAGCACCGUGAGGAAUGCAGACAUGAUUGCUGUAAUUCAUAGAGGGAAAAUGGUUGAAAAAGGAACACAUGUUGAAUUAGUCAAGGACCCCGAAGGAGCUUACUCUCAGCUUAUACGUUUACAAGAGGUAAGAGAGGAGGAUUCAUUAAAGAAUGCAGACAAUCAAAACAAGUCUGAACUCUCAAAAAGUAAAAGGUGGUCAUUUCAAAGAUCAGAAUCAUCUAUUGGUAGCAGUAGCCGCCACUCGACUUCCUUCGGCAUACCUACAGGAGCUAAUAUCCUUGAUCCUAAAGUUGAAACUCCAAGAGAAGAGGAUGUACCAUCACAAGAGGUUCCACUAUGGUGGCUUUUUUCCCUUAACAAACCAGAGAUUCCAGUGCUUCUUAUGGGAUCUAUAGCUGCCACAGCAAAUGGUGCUAUAUGGCCAGUGUUUGGUUUGUUGCUUUCUAGUGCCAUCAAAACAUUUUAUGAACCAUUCAAUGAGUUAAAAAAGGACUCAAGGUUUUGGGCACUAAUGUUUGUGACCCUUGGACUUGCAUCUUUAAUUGCUCUUAUAGCAAGAGGAUACUUUUUCUCUGUGGCUGGCCAUAAGCUAAUCCAGCGCAUUAGAUUGCUAUGUUUUGAGAAGGUGAUCAACAUGGAGGUUUCAUGGUUUGAUGAGGCUGAUCAUUCGAGUGGUGCAAUCGGUUCAAGGCUCUCGACGGAUGCUACAUCUGUUCGUGCCCUUGUUGGGGAUGCAUUAGGACUACUAGUUCAAAAUAUUGCAACAGCAUGUACAGGCUUGAUCAUUGCUUUCAUUGCAAGCUGGCAAUUGGCGUUGAUCAUUGUUGUCAUAGCCCCUCUUGUUGGAUUGAAUGGAUAUGUUCAAAUGAAGUUCUUGAAAGGCUUCAGUUCAGAUGCAAAGCGGAUGUAUGAGGAAGCGAGCCAGGUUGCUAACGAUGCAGUUGGAAGCAUAAGAACAGUGGCAUCUUUCUGCGCUGAAGAGAAAGUUAUGGAAUUCUAUAAGAAGAAAUGUGAAGGUCCAAGGAAAACAGGAAUAAGGCAAGGCUUGAUCAGUGGAAUAGGAUUCGGGGUUUCAUUUUUUCUUCUCUAUUGUGUCUAUGCAACCUGUUUCUAUGCUGGAGCUAGAUUUGUGAAGGAUGGCAAGGCAUCAUUCUCAGAUGUUUUAAGGGUUUUCUUUGCUUUAACUAUGGCAGCUAACGCAAUUUCCCAAUCAAGCUCACUUGCACCUGAUUCUAGCAAAGCCAAGUCAGCUGCUGCUUCCAUAUUUGGACUUCUUGAUAUGAAGUCAAAGAUAGAUCCAAGUGAUGAGUCUGGGACAACACUGGAUAAUGUAAAUGGUGAAAUUAAGUUUCGCCAUGUAGGCUUUAAGUAUCCAUCUAGACCGGAUAUACAGAUUUUUCGAGACCUAAGUUUGACCAUCCAUUCUGGCAAAACAGUGGCCCUUGUUGGUGAGAGUGGAAGCGGGAAAUCCACAGUGAUUGCUUUGUUACAAAGAUUCUAUGAUCCAGAUUUUGGUCAAAUCACACUUGAUGGGAUAGAAAUUCAGAAAUUGCAGCUCAAGUGGUUGAGGCAGCAGAUAGGGCUUGUAGGUCAAGAGCCAGUAUUAUUCAAUGACACCAUUCGUGCCAACAUUGCAUAUGGUAAAGGAGGCAAUGCAACUGAAGCAGAAAUCAUACAAGUAGCAGAACUGGCCAAUGCUCAUGGCUUUAUUAGUGCCUUACAACAGGGUUAUGAUACUGUGGUGGGAGAGAGGGGAAUACAGUUAUCUGGUGGGCAGAAGCAACGUGUAGCCAUUGCACGUGCUAUAAUAAAGAGUCCAAAGAUAUUGCUACUUGAUGAGGCCACAAGUGCAUUGGAUGCAGAGUCGGAGAGAGUUGUUCAAGAUGCAUUAGACAAAGUGAUUGUGAAUAGAAGCACUGUGGUUGUGGCACAUCGUCUAUCCACAGUUAAAAAUGCAGAUGUCAUUGCUGUAGUUAAAGAUGGAGUUAUUGUGGAAAAAGGAAGGCAUGAGACCCUCAUUAGCAUGGAGGAUGGUUUUUAUGCUUCCUUGGUCCAACUUCAUUAUAGUGCGUCAACAGCAUGA
Arachis duranensis is the source of this 3663-nucleotide messenger RNA. Its product is annotated as ABC transporter B family member 21-like. Gene Ontology annotation, biological process: transmembrane transport. Bases 16 to 3663 code for a protein of 1215 amino acids. Gene Ontology annotation, molecular function: ATP binding; ABC-type transporter activity; ATP hydrolysis activity. The transcript is spliced from 12 exons. NCBI's taxonomy places the organism in Eukaryota, Viridiplantae, Streptophyta, Magnoliopsida, Fabales, Fabaceae. The record is from RefSeq and is a predicted model, not a curated record. Gene Ontology annotation, cellular component: membrane.